This is a messenger RNA of Cantharellus anzutake, 1601 nucleotides long. RefSeq lists its product as uncharacterized. The record is from RefSeq and is a predicted model, not a curated record. Gene Ontology annotation, molecular function: metal ion binding. The transcript has 2 exons. NCBI's taxonomy places the organism in Eukaryota, Fungi, Basidiomycota, Agaricomycetes, Cantharellales, Hydnaceae. Bases 314 to 1207 code for a protein of 297 amino acids.
AGGAUGUUAAGCUGCCAUUCUCCCAAACGCACAUAACGAGCACAAAGCGUGUAAUUAGAGUCUUGUCGGACAUCAAAACACAACGGCAACAGGCGGGAGUCAUCUUGGCGCUUCGCUCCGACCCAACUGCCUCCUCAACCGUUUCUUUUCCCUGUCACCAAAGUAUCCUUUCCCCUACGAGACCAUCCCGAUUCGGGCCUAUUCAGGCCCUUGGUUUGAUUGCGGAGGUUACGGAAUAACGCGUCUGUUGGUUGACUGAUUGCAGCUUCAUUUGAGGACCUGAUUUUUCCGACAAUACUGAGGCAAAUCAUAUAUGUACGAGCCUAUUGGGUCUUGCGCAAUAUGUGCGGACGUCUUAAUGAACCCCUGUGCUUUACCUUCUUGUGGGCAUGUAUUCUGCUUCGAAUGUCUGAAUCAGUAUCUUGGGGCCGCUUCUUCUCUCAGCUCGCGACAACGACCACCAAAGGGAUGUCCUAUGUGCAGGAAGCCAGCUGGCCAUUCCCCGCCGAUAAAACUCUUCGUUGAGCCGUUGGAGAAAUCACUGACAGGGCCGACUCGAAGUGCGAAAGCAGCUGUCACCACACGUUCAGAAUCUAAUUCCCAAGAGACAAACACAAAGUCCUGGGCUGAAGCAACCAUUCCUGUACCCCUAUUCGCGCUGGUUCAUGUCAAGAACCUUCAGAAUGACCUCGCUGCACUUCGUUCCGAAUACGAACGCACUCAAGUUCAACUCCAAACGGCAGACAACCGAGUACAGGACCUCCAGGCUCGCAUUGGGGAGAAGGAGAUUGCAAUUGAUGACAUCUCUCGACAAGUUCAGGUAGUUCGAUGUGUUGCGCAAAGGAAUGCUGCCGAAGCUUCAUCGAUGCGAAGCAGCCUCGAGCACAGUCAGGGCGAGCUUAGCACGACGCAACUUCAACUCGCUGAAGCGAGACUGGAGAUUGAAAUGUUGAGACGAAUUCUAGCCACAAUCCAGCAUAAAAGCGCCGGCACUGAUGGAUGUAUGUCUGAAUCACUGUUGACACUACUUCCCCAUAUACAUACUGCUGAAAUUUCGUGUCCAGACAUCAACACUUGGCUUGAAUUUGCAUCUUUGAUGGGAAACACUAAUACCAGAAUUCAAGCGUUGGAUGGCGUGUUGUACACCUCGAACGGGCCUGAACUCACGGACACAACGAGUGGCACAAAUGAACAAAGUGUAUCAUAACCGAGCCCUCCAGGGCAACAUUGCCUCCCCCCCUUCUGUUCAUCACUCACAAUUGUCACCAGCAGGCUGGAAGAUCGCACUAACACCGCAUUCUCACGAACCGCCCUUCCCACAUCCCGUUGGCCUUCUUCCUUUCUUCUCGGACUGUCCUUGUACUACUGUGCUCCUGUACUUGCCGUGCCGCCUGUGUAUCUCGCGCGUGUACGAUAGUUCUUACCAUUGGGAUCGCGGUACCGCCAGCGUAUGUUCGUGGCAUCGCCUAGUUCAAGACCAACAGGCGAUCGGAAGGACAAAAGAUAUUCAAGAGUCCUCUGGCCCCCGAUGCCUCCACUGCUGCCACUGAGACGGGGUCAAUCUAUUGUUUUACCAUGCUGAGUUUUCAGCGUUACCAGUG